Molecule: messenger RNA, 904 nt
Organism: Lactuca sativa (garden lettuce)
Lineage: Eukaryota; Viridiplantae; Streptophyta; Magnoliopsida; Asterales; Asteraceae
Product: late embryogenesis abundant protein At1g64065
Source: RefSeq, a predicted model, not a curated record
CUAUGUCAACGAUCAAAUCCAAAUUCUUAGUCAACGAAUCAAAGUUGGACAAAUAAAAUGAGCCCCACCCACCAUUAAUUGGCCUGCCAUGGAUCAAUCUCAAUCAUGUCUCAGCCAAAUCAAAAACUGAUGACGGACGACGAUCAAGAGAAGCCUUUAUCUCCGGCGCCUGAGAUCCGUCAUCUGCCUACCGCCACCGUAGACGAAGCCUCGUCCACCACAUCAAAUAAGCAAAGCCAAGGCUUCCGCAAAUGCACCAUCUACUGCGGUAUCAUCACCGCCGUCGUACUCAUCAUCGCGGUGGUUCUGUUAGUCCUAGGCCUCACAGUCCUCCACGUCAAAAACCCACAAAUCACCAUGAACUCAGCAACGAUCAUCGGAUUUGACCGAGUCAACUCAACAGAUCUACUCACUGGUAAAGCCAAUCUGACUGUGGUGGCAGACGUCUCCGUGAAGAACAAUAACGUGGCGGCAUUUAAGUUUAAAAGGUCAAAUUCGAGUCUUUUGUACCAUCAGACGGUGAUCGGAGUGGCGGACGUUCCCGGAGGGGUGGCUAAGGCAAGGAGGACGAUGAGAUUGAACUUGACGUUUGAAGUGGCGGUGGCGGAAAUCACCGGAAACCAACAGUUUGGAAGUGAUUUGUCGACGGGGAUACUUCCGGUGGAAAGUUAUACAAAGAUUAAGGGAAGGGUUAAGAUACUGAACAUCAUUAAGAAAAAAGCAACGGUAACAAUGAACUGUUCCUUUGCCGUUAACAUAACGAGUCGGGGGAUUGUCGGUCAAAAUUGCAAAAGGCAUGUUUCUUUUUAGGAUUUCUUCUUCACAUGUAUUUCUAAUGAUUUUCUUGUUUUUUCAAAAAAAAUAUUUUUUGGAGUAUUAUAUAAAAGAAAUUAUAUUUUUGUUA